Molecule: messenger RNA, 312 nt
Organism: Knipowitschia caucasica
Lineage: Eukaryota; Metazoa; Chordata; Actinopteri; Gobiiformes; Gobiidae
Source: the annotation of a GenBank genome assembly
AUGGCACAGGCGGUACAGAGACUGGUCGCCAAAGUCCCCGGAAUGGUCAGUGGUGCAGUGACAUAUGCCAAACCUCGGCUGGGAACCUUCUGGCAUUACGGCCGCGUGGAGCUGGUGCCUCCAUCUCCUGCUGAGAUCCCCAAAGCCAUAGAAGCAGUGAAGGGCCUCAUCAAGAGCUACCAGACUGGACGUGUGGGACAAACUACUGUCAGAGAUGCUCUGAGGAAUGCACUCGUCACAACUGAAGUGCUGAUGUGGUUCUAUAUUGGCGAGUGUAUCGGCAAAGGCGGGCUGGUUGGAUAUGACGUCUGA